UGGCCUUCCGAAAGGCUAAAAUGUCAAGGGUAGAGCACGUAUGCAAUUAGGCUUUAUCCAAACAAAAAAACAACAAAAAGAGUAUUACUAUUAUUAUAAUUUAUAGAUCGUUCCAGAGAUUAUUAGAACUUUCAAUUUUACAUAAUCAAAAAUAAUAAUCUGUACGGUUGAUGAACUUCAAAUUCUACAUAUAUUCAGCUAGGGUUUCAAAAUUCAAACUAUUAACUGACAGCACAGUUGAGUAGAAAUUGGUGGAAUUGUGAAUUGUAAUUGCGCCGAUUGGAUUCGGUCACUGUUACAAAUGGAGAUUGAUUCACCGCCCGACUCGUAUACGCUCACUCCUAUGGACCGUAUUAUUCAGAGGCUUGACAGUCUUGGAGUUCCUGCUGAGAAUUUGGAACAACUACAGCCUGGUUUAGUUGCUUAUGUGAAGAAUAAUAAGUCGCAGACGGCAGAGUUGGUCCCUGCACUUUUGCCUACUAAUGAGGAGGCAAUGGAGAUUAUUACAGAACAACAAAUGGAGUCUCCAAGAUCCACGGUCAGCUCAAGCGUUAAUGUUAAAGAUUUAUUCCAAGAAAGUAUGGAUUGGAUACAGUGGUUGAUGUUUGAUGGUGAACCAAGUAGAGCUCUGGAGCAACUGGAAGACACUGGUCAGCGUGGUGUUUGUGGGGCUGUUUGGGGUAACAAUGACAUUGCAUAUCGUUGCCGUACAUGUGAGCAUGAUCCAACAUGUGCAAUAUGUGUUCCAUGUUUCCAGAAUGGGAACCACAAGGACCACGAUUACUCUAUUAUUUAUACAGGUGGUGGUUGCUGUGAUUGUGGAGAUGUUACUGCUUGGAAACGUGAAGGAUUUUGUUCCAAGCACAAAGGUGCUGAGCAGAUACAACCUCUUCCAGAAGAGUUUGCAAACUCAAUGGGGCCUGUACUUGAUUUAUUACUGUCUUGUUGGAGAAAAAGGCUUCUAUUUCCAGAUAGCAUCUCUGGGAGAAAUCCAAGAAGAAAUGAUCAUUCUACUGAGCUCAAAAUGGUUACAGAUGAGUUAACAUCUGCAGUGGUGGAGAUGCUAUUGAAGUUCUGUAAACAUAGUGAAAGUUUGCUUAGUUUUAUCUCUAGGAGAGUAUCUUCUUCAGCAGGGUUACUAGAUAUUCUUGUGAGGGCAGAGAGGUUCAUGAUCACUGAAGAAAAUGUCAAGAAGAUUCACGAAUUGCUGUUGAAAUUGUUGGGUGAACCUCAAUUUAAAUAUGAAUUUGCAAAAGUGUUUCUGAGCUAUUACCCAACUGUUGUGAAUGAGGCAACAAGGGCAUGUAAUGAUGAAGUUUUCAACAAAUAUCCACUGCUAUCAACAUUCUCAGUGCAGAUAUUUACGGUGCCUACUUUGACCCCACGUCUUGUGAAGGAAAUGAAUCUUCUACCCAUGCUGUUGGGAUGUUUAGAGAACAUACUUGUGUCUUGCGCUGGAGAAGAUGGUAAAUUGCAGGUCAUGAAAUGGGCAGAUUUGUACGAAACUACUCUCCGUGUGGUUGAAGAUAUUCGAUUUGUCAUGAGUCAUUCUGUUGUACCUAGAUAUGUAACUCAUGAUCGACGAGAUAUAUUGAGAACAUGGAUGAAACUAUUGGCUUUCGUGCAAGGGACGAACCCACAAAAAAGAGAGACUGGCAUUCAUGUAGAAGAAGAGAAUGAGAAUAUGCAUUUGCCUUUUGUUUUGGGUCAUUCUAUUGCAAAUAUUCACUCUCUUUUGGUGGGUGGUGCUUUCUCUAUGAGUAGUACAGAAGAUGCUUGUGAUGCUUUCUUCAACACAUACACAGAAGAUUUCGAAGACCAAGAUAGCCAAAGACAUGCAAAAGUUGGAAGGCUAUCACAGGAAAGUUCUGUAUGUAGUAUGGCUGGGAGGAGUCCAUUAGAACAUGCAUCCAGGGUUCCUGAAGUAAAAAAUGAUAGUAUUCCAAUAUCAUCAUCUGUUUUAUGUCUAACAUUCGAGUGUCUGAGGGCCAUUGAAAAUUGGCUGAUAGUUGAUAACACUUCGGGACCUCUCCUUCACAUAUUAUGUCCGAAAACAAGUUCUACUCCUGGCAAUAAUUUCUCUGUGUUGAAAAAAACACUUUCAAAGUUUAGAAGAGGCAGAGAAAUGUUUAAAUCUCAGAGUCCUCCUUCAAAUGAUAAACUCUUGACUUCUGCUGAAGGUUAUAAUAAACAAUACUCUUAUCCUUCCCUGAAUGGUCGGACUACCUUGGAUUCUGGCCAGGGUUCAGGCCAAGAAGCAGCUUGUCUUGGUGGUCAUGAUGACAGUAUGGAAGGAGAUAAUGCAUCUGAAUUAGAAGCUCUGCGGUUGCUGAGUUUGUCUGAUUGGCCUGAUAUAGUAUAUAAAGUUAGUUUGCAGGAUAUAUCUGUUCACAUUCCGUUGCAUCGAUUACUUUCAAUGGUUUUACAGAGGGCACUAGGCAAAUGUUAUGGGGAGACUGCUCAACCAGUUGCUAGUUCUGCUAAUUUGUCAUCUUCUGUCCAUUAUGACUUUUUUGGCCAUAUUCUGGGAGGCUACCACCCACAGGGGUUUUCUGCCUUCAUUAUGGAACAUGCUCUUCGGAUUAGGGUGUUUUGUGCUCAGGUUCAUGCUGGAAUGUGGCGUAGGAAUGGUCAUGCUGCUAUAUUAUCCUGUGAGUGGUAUCGCUCUGUCCGCUGGUCUGAGCAGGGUCUGGAGCUUGACCUCUUUCUGCUACAAUGCUGUGCUGCACUAGCCCCUGCUGAUUUAUAUAUCCGUAGAAUUUUAGAACGUUUUGAGCUAACAAAUUACCUAUCCUUCAAUCUUGAACGUCCUAGUGAGUACGAACCCGCUUUAGUUCAAGAGAUGCUUACUCUUAUUAUUCAAAUAGUGAAAGAACGACGCUUUUGUGGGCAAACCUUGAGUGAAUGUUUGCAAAGAGAAUUAGUAUAUAGACUAUCAAUUAGUGAUGCCACUCAUAGUCAGCUGGUGAAAUCUCUUCCUCGUGACCUGUCCAAGAUUGAUAAAUUUCAGGAAGUUUUGGACAGAAUAGCAAUGUAUUCAAAUCCAUCUGGCAUGAAUCAGGGUAUGUACAAACUGCGGUUGCCCUAUUGGAAGGAACUGGAUCUGUACCAUCCUCGUUGGAAUUCGAGGGACGUGCAAGUAGCCGAAGAGAGAUAUAUGCGCUUCUGUAAUGCAUCGGCAUUGACCACUCAGCUUCCAGGAUGGAGCAAGAUUUAUCCACCACUUGGUCGUAUAGCUGAAGUAGCUACCUGUAGGACAGUCCUCCAAAUUGUCCGCGCUGUUGUAUCAUAUGCUGUGUUUUCUGAUGCAUCAAAUGCUUCACGUGCUCCAGAUGGUGUUCUGUUAAGAGCACUGCAUUUGCUGUCACUAGCAUUGGAUAUUUGUCAUGCACAUAGGGAAUCUGGCGAACAUAGUUGCUAUAAUGGUGAUGUUAUUCCAAUUUUAGCUCUAGCUUGUGAAGAAAUAUCGGUGGGCAAAUUUGGUGAUCAGAGCUUGCUAUCUCUUCUCUUUUUGUUAAUGAGGAAACACAAGAAAGAAAAUUACUUGGUGGAGGCUGGAAUGCUUAACCUCUUAUCUUUGGUUGAAAGUCUUCUGAAGAAAUUUGCUGAACUACAACCUGAAUGCAUGAAAAAACUGCAACAUCUUGCUCCAGAUGUGGUCAAUCAAUUAUCUCGAUCCUUUCCAAGUGGUGAUACAAAUAGCUUCAGAUCAUUUUCAGAAAGUGAUAAGCGUAAGGCUAAAGCUCGAGAGAGACAAGCUGCUAUGCUGGAGAAGAUGAGGGUCCAACAAUCCAAGUUUUUAGCAAGCAUUGAUUCCACAACAGAUGUUGCCACAGAUGAUUCUAGACAUGGCAAAGAGUUAUGCGAUUCAGAUGGUAGACCUAGAUCUGAAGAGGCUACUCCUGUUAUUUGCUCUCUUUGCCGUGAUCAAAAUUCUAAAAGUCCUGUAUCUUACCUAAUUCUUCUUCAGAAAUCCAGGCUUCUCAGUUUCACCAACAGAGGUCCUCCUUCAUGGGAACAAAUUCGCCUCCCUGGGAAAGAGCCCACGUCUUGUGCCAAACAAGUGCUAAACAUUUCUUCUGAAAGGAGCAAUCUUUCAAGAAGUUCAGAACUUGCUUCAUCAUCUUGGUUAAUGCAAUUAAUCCAAAAUAAAGUAAAUGAGUUUGCUUUAGAAGGACAACCUAAGGAAGUGGAAGCAUUUCUGGAGUAUAUAAAGGAAAAAUUUCCCUCACUGAAGAACAUUCAACCCUCUUGCGCAUCAAGCACUGUAAAGAAAAAGACCUCCUCUUCCUUCGAGAUGCUAGAAGAACACAUGUACUCGUUGAUUCGGGAGGAAAUGAAUGCUAAUUCAUGGAACUGGGAUCUUUUAAAAAAUGAUAGGAAACUUUCAGCUUUGGGUGAUAAUGGGGGUGCUGAGUCACUUUUGCUUGGAAGAUACAUUUCUGCUCUUUCAAGAGAAUGUAGUCCUUCUGCAUCUAUUAAUAGCCGCAAGGAACAAUUUGAGUCAAGUAUGCUGCUUCCAACAUACAAUGGAUUUGGUCCAUCAGAUUGUGAUGGAAUAUAUCUUUCAUCCUGUGGGCAUGCUGUGCAUCAGGGAUGUCUUGACCCCUAUUUAUCUUCACUAAAGGAAAGAUAUACCAGACAAAUUGUUUUCGAAGGGGGUCAUAUUGUAGAUCCGGAUCAGGGGGAGUUCCUCUGUCCUGUAUGCCGUGGACUUGCUAACUCGGUUCUGCCAGCAUUACCUGCCGAAACUAAAAGGUCAAUACCGUCUCUUUCAACUGGUCCAUCAGAUGCUGUAGGCCUUACAACGCUUCGUUUUCAAGAAGCUUUAUUUCUCCUGCAAAGUGCAGCUGAUGUUGCUGGAAGUAGAGAGAUAUUACAGAGUCUUCCACUUCAGCAAUUUGGGCAGAUGAGAGUAAAUCUUGAAUAUGUGGUUCGGGUAUUAUGUGAAAUGUAUUUUCCGGACAAGGAUAAGAUUUCAGAAUCUGGUAGGCUUAGUCACUCUCUGAUUUUGUUUGACACACUCAAGUACUCACUUGUAUCGACAGAAAUUGCUGCUCGAUCUGGGAAUACUUCUUUAGCUCCAAACUACAGCCUUGGUGCGCUGUACAAAGAACUCAAAUCUACAAAUUGUUUUAUAUUAGCCUUAUUACUAAGCAUUGUACAAAGCACGCGGACAAAGAACUCACUUACUGUCCUGUUGAGGUUAAGAGGAAUUCAGCUGUUUGCUGAGUCUAUAUGCUCAGACAUUUCUGCAGAUGAGCCUCCAGACAGUCCUACUGUUGGAGGUAAUAUGCAAGACAUCUUGGAAUUUUCUGAGAAGGAAUUACAGUACCCUGAUAUUCAGUUCUGGAAACGAUCCUCUGCUCCAGUUCUUGCACAUGAUGCUUUUUCAUCAUUAAUGUGGGUGUUAUAUUGCCUCCCGUGCCCAUUUUUGUCGUGCGAGGAAUCAUUCUUGUCUCUUGUUCAUCUUUUCUAUGUUGUCACUAUUACUCAGAUUGUAAUUACCUAUAGCAGAAAGCAACAAAGUAGUUUGACUAUGUCAAGAAGUAAUGAUUCUCUAGUUAGUGACAUCUACAGAAUAGUGGAGGAAAAUAGAGUUGCUUACAAAUAUUUUGAUUCUAAUCAUAUUGAAACUCACGAUGUCAAAGAUGCAAUUCGUAGCCUGAGUUUUCCUUAUUUAAGAAGAUGUGCAUUGUUGUGGAAAUUGGUUCGUUCUUCUAUAGCAGUACCAUUUAGUGGAGGCAGUAACAUAUUAGAUGGAUUACCAUAUUCAAUGGGUGAAACAAUGGAAUGUGGAGGAAACAUAGCAGUUGAGUUCAAUGAGAUUGAAACGUUGGAAAAGUUAUUUAAGAUUCCCCCACUUGAUGAUGUUAUUAGUGAUAACAUAGUACGUUUUGUGGUUCCAAGAUGGUUGUGUCGUUUCUCCAAGCAGUUUGAAGAUCUCAUGUUGAAUGGUGUUAUGUAUUCUACCCCUGCAGUCCCAUUUAAACUGAUGCUUUUGCCUCAUCUUUACCAGGAUCUCCUACAGAGGUAUAUCAAACAACAUUGUCCAGACUGUGGAGUUGUUUUGGAGGAGCCUGCAUUGUGCUUGUUGUGUGGUAGACUCUGCUCACCGAAUUGGAAGCCGUGCUGCAGGGAAAGUGGGUGCCAAACACAUGCAAGGGCAUGUGGAGCGGGUACUGGGGUGUUCUUAUUGAUCAAAAAAACCACAGUGUUACUUCAAAGAUCUGCUCGUCAGGCAUCGUGGCCUUCUCCAUAUUUAGACGCAUUUGGUGAAGAGGAUACCGGAAUGCAUCGUGGGAAGCCAUUGUACCUAAAUGAGGAACGCUAUGCAGCCUUAACUUACAUGGUGGCUUCUCAUGGGCUAGAUCAGAGUCCAAAGGUGCUUCAUCAGGCGAAUAUCGGCAACUUUUUCAUUUGGUAAAGGUUAACUAGGUCCAUGGAAUUCGUCUAAAAUGAUAAAAAAGCUAUCAACUGUCCAAUCCCGAGUUUUGACUCAGACACAGCACGUCCAAUGUUCUGCGGUCUGCUACUAUUUGAUGUACAGAUUAUUAAGAUCAGUAGGCAUUGACGUCUGUGGCCUGGGAAGGAUUUGCUUUUACCAAAAUGGGACGUUUCGUAUUCCAUGAAAGUGACUUUAGUGGUGGAGCGGCUGGUUUUUCGCACUUUACUGUACCGACAUUGUGAAUAAAUAGUGUGUUUUAAUGUAGUUUUGAUCCAUCAAAUUUGUCUCCUAAAGGUGUAAAUUAUAGUCUAAGCAGGCAUAUGAGUAAUACGAUGCCCCCCCCCCCCCUUCCCAGCACACACCACACACACACACCGUUUACUGUGAAGAUGUAAAUUGAGAUCUAAACAACAAUAUGUUGAAGGGCGAUGCUAAAGUUUUUGAGUUUCACUUUGAUCUAUCUUAGCUUACUUAUCCACUGUCCUAA
Molecule: messenger RNA, 6935 nt
Organism: Solanum dulcamara
Lineage: Eukaryota; Viridiplantae; Streptophyta; Magnoliopsida; Solanales; Solanaceae
Product: E3 ubiquitin-protein ligase PRT6-like
Exons: 19
Coding region: 302-6427 (2041 amino acids)
Biological process (GO): protein ubiquitination; ubiquitin-dependent protein catabolic process via the N-end rule pathway
Cellular component (GO): ubiquitin ligase complex; cytoplasm
Molecular function (GO): zinc ion binding; ubiquitin protein ligase activity
Source: RefSeq, a predicted model, not a curated record